AUGAUAAGCAUAGCUGAAACAACGAAAUAAGUUAUGCAACGAAAUAGUAGCGAUUAGCGGACAAGGACAAACCAUGAGCGAGAAAGGAGAGGAGCGCGUCCUGGUCGCGCCAGGCGGGCAUGUCGGGAGCGCAGGGGUCGAUAGCUUCAGGAGCUUUGCGCUGCCGGAUCCUCGCACAGGGCGGCCCCAGGGCUUUAUGCUUUCCAAGUCAGGCCAGCUUCUUGAAAUGAACCGCUUCAAGCAGGCCCACAGCGCAUGGCUUACAGGCGACCGUUUGCUCUCAGAUGGCGGCAUGUUCAUCGCGACCCCGUAUGACCCGCUGUUUGCGCUGCUGCCUCUCCUCGACCGCGCGCGUGACAAGGAUGAGGCUAGCCCGCUCGGCAAGUUUAAGGAGCUGGACGAGCUCUUGUACGACAGCAACGCAGCCGCCGGAUCCGGCCUUUCGGAGCUACUGCCGUACGCCCGUACAGCGCUGGGCACUAGCCCGUCUUGCGCGCCCAGGCCUGCUUCAGCGGCAGCCGCGUCAGGGUCGUGUGACAGCCAGCCGGCGGAGGCGGGGAACGCGCCCGGCGCAUCAGGGACGGAUACGGCGGCGGCAGCUGCCGCGGCGGAGGCGGCGCAGCUGUCACCAGCCGACGCCACGCCUGCCAAGGGAUCCGCCGCGUCGGCGGGGCUUUCAGUGUCGGAGCGGCAAACGCUGGAGCAGCAGCUGGCGUGCGUGUGUGAUGUGCGCAAGGUGGAUGAGGCCAGCUACUACCGCCUGAACGACCAGCGGGUACUGGCGUGGCUGGCUGUUAAGUUCCGGCGAGUGCAGGCGGGGCUUGCGGGGCACGUGGCGGGCAUGGGCUCGGGGCACGCGGCCGCCUACGUGCUGACGCUGCUGGGCGAGUACGUGGGAGAGCCGUGGCUGAGCCGCCUGGCCCCGCGCGUGGGCGCCAGCACCAGUGCCGGCGCCACCGGCUGCGGUGAGGCGGACCGGGAGGCAAUGGGCAACACGUUGCAGCCGACUGAUCCAAACGCGCAGGCGGCUGCAGCGCGCGCAACGCCACCCUCGGGGGCGGGCGGGCCGCCUGAAAAGAAGCAAAAGGUGGCGGAGGCGCGCGCACAGGCCAAGCAGGCGGCAUUAGCCAAGCAGGCGGUUGGCACGAAGAAGCUGACUUCCUUCUUUACAAAGAAGUAGCUGGUCUGGUGGUGGUGGGCUGUCGAGAGGUGUUGUGAGUGCAAAUCGAGAAGCGGCUGUCCUUGCGUUGCGCGGGUACGGAAUGGGGGCUUAGUGUGCAGAGCGCUUGUUAUGGAAUUGAGCGCUGCCAUGGGGCGGGUGGGGGCGCAGACGCACCC
Chlamydomonas reinhardtii is the source of this 1338-nucleotide messenger RNA. RefSeq lists its product as uncharacterized. The record is from RefSeq and is a predicted model, not a curated record. The transcript is spliced from 7 exons. Gene Ontology annotation, biological process: RNA catabolic process; ribonucleotide metabolic process. Gene Ontology annotation, cellular component: nucleoplasm; ribonuclease H2 complex. Bases 197 to 1180 code for a protein of 327 amino acids. NCBI's taxonomy places the organism in Eukaryota, Viridiplantae, Chlorophyta, Chlorophyceae, Chlamydomonadales, Chlamydomonadaceae.